Messenger RNA from Cloeon dipterum, 1413 nucleotides. RefSeq names its product solute carrier family 25 member 32. Gene Ontology annotation, biological process: folate import into mitochondrion; nucleotide transport. The record is from RefSeq and is a predicted model, not a curated record. Gene Ontology annotation, molecular function: FAD transmembrane transporter activity; folic acid transmembrane transporter activity. Bases 223 to 1215 code for a protein of 330 amino acids. Lineage: Eukaryota; Metazoa; Arthropoda; Insecta; Ephemeroptera; Baetidae. Gene Ontology annotation, cellular component: mitochondrion. The transcript is spliced from 7 exons.
ACGCAGGACGCAAGACUUCCCGGACUGCUCCGCGAAAGCAUGGCCAUACAAUUUUACUCUCCCAAACUGUAGAGGAUCGUUCGAGUCUGACGCCUGACCUUUGUUCCUGCUUUGGUUGAACCGCUGGACAGUAAAACCGAGCAACUUCCAGACUCCCCUUAUUCAAAUUCAAAGAGGCAGCAUGCUGAGAUAACGACAGUGGAAACGACGGGAGAAGAAGAAAUGGCAUCGAUCAACUCGUCCUCGGGGGCAUCGGCGGCCGUCCGACCAAAGAUUUUAUCCACCGUCUUCAGCCACGUGAAGUACGAACACCUCCUUGCUGGAGUAUCAGGUGGCGUGGCUUCCACCCUCAUUCUGCACCCCCUCGAUCUCAUCAAAAUCAGAUUCGCAGUAAACGACGGACGAGUUGCAAGUCGACCGCAGUACCAUGGCAUGUCGAGCGCGAUGACCACCAUAUUCAGGACAGAGGGGGUGCGGGGCCUGUACCGGGGUGUGACUCCGAAUGUCUGGGGCUCGGGUAGUGCGUGGGGAUUCUACUUCAUGUUUUACAACACAAUCAAGACCUGGAUCCAGGGCGGCAACUCUAAGGUGCAAUUGGGACCCAGUCUGCACAUGCUGGCCGCAGCUGAGGCUGGAGUUCUCACCCUUGUGAUGACCAAUCCUAUCUGGGUUGUUAAAACUAGGCUGUGUCUGCAAUAUGGCGCUGAGGGCAGCCACGGCUUGAAGUCGUACACUGGAAUGAUGGAUGCCUUGAAGUCCAUCUACAAACUGGAGGGCAUCCGCGGCUUGUACAAGGGUUUCGUCCCAGGCUUGUUUGGUGUCUCUCACGGCGCCAUCCAGUUCAUGACUUACGAGGAAAUGAAGAAUGCCUACAAUGAAUACCGAAAACUGCCAAUAGAUGCAAAACUGACAACAUCUGAAUACCUCAUGUUCGCCGCAUUUUCGAAGCUUGUUGCGGCCGGCACAACAUACCCAUACCAGGUGGUACGAGCGAGACUGCAAGACCAGCACAUUGUCUACAAAGGCUCUUGGGACUGCAUUAUGCAGACUUGGAGAUAUGAGGGAGCCAAGGGUUUUUACAAAGGCUUGGGUCCCAAUUUGAUUCGAGUCAUCCCAGCCACUGCCAUCACGUUUGUCGUCUAUGAGAAAGUUUCUGGCAAGCUAUUGGAUAGGACAAGCGGAAUCGAAGCAGAAACCAAAAGCCAGAGUGACUAGCGCCACUUGACUUGCCCCUCAUAAUAAUUCCUAAUUAGUUUGUAAUCUAGACCAUUUCUUAUUUUUGCAAAGCAGCAGAUCUAGUUGAUUUGGUUUAAUUGAAUGUGCGCUUUUGAUGCAGGCUUGGUCAUCCUGUCAUUACCUGUAGACCAAAAUUCAUUAAAAGCAUAAGAACAAUAAACCUCAAUUAUUAAUGAA